Pediculus humanus corporis (human body louse) is the source of this 219-nucleotide messenger RNA. RefSeq lists its product as uncharacterized. The transcript has 2 exons. The record is from RefSeq and is a predicted model, not a curated record. Bases 1 to 219 code for a protein of 72 amino acids. NCBI's taxonomy places the organism in Eukaryota, Metazoa, Arthropoda, Insecta, Psocodea, Pediculidae.
AUGAUUGAAAAAUGUACAUCGCCAUGUUCUUUGAGAAAACGAGCGAGAGAAAAACAAAUUUUACGUCACAUGAUGAAACAACAACAACAACAACAAAAAACAUUCACAAAGUACGAAAAUGUGAAAAGUGGGUGGAUGGAUGGUUGGUUGGAUUGUAAACGUUUAAAUUCAAAAGAACUAACGCCUUUUGGUGUGUGUGUUUACCAAAUGAUUUAUUAA